Molecule: messenger RNA, 1698 nt
Organism: Pelodiscus sinensis (Chinese soft-shelled turtle)
Lineage: Eukaryota; Metazoa; Chordata; Testudines; Trionychidae
Source: RefSeq, a predicted model, not a curated record
AUGUGGAUUUUAAAGGCAAGAGAAAUUGGCUUUGUAAUGCAUGAACCAGUUAAUGUAUUUAUUCAAGCCCAAGGUAAUAAUUCAUCAAAUUAUCCUUUUCCACCAGCAGUGAUGAUUUUAGCUGAUAUUCUUACUCCUGAGGGUGACAGAGAUGGAAAGAGAACAAUUGUUGUUGUUGUUGUCAGACACCAUGGAGAGCGCCCCUUCCGGGAGCUCCGUGGCUGGGGCCCCAGGGGCAGCAGGCAGCCCCCGGCGCUCUCACCCUUUGUGUGUCCGCAGAUCGAGGCGCUGCAGGAGGUGUUGGAGAAGCUGAAGAGCAAGCGGAUCCCCAUUUACGAGAAGAAGUUCGGCCAAGUCCCCAUGUGCGAUGCUGGCGAGCAGUGUGCAGUGAGGAAAGGAGCUCGAAUCGGGAAACUCUGCGACUGUCCCAGAGGCACUUCUUGUAACUCUUUUCUUUUGAAGUGCUUGUAAAGUACCCCCGCCCUCCCACCUACACCUCGGGGGAACAAACGGACCCAGUGACCUUGCCGGAAAGUCCUACUUGUGCUCACCCGAAGACAGCGAGCAAAACGUCUUGUGGUUUGAUAUUCAGAGAAAGGCAGUUAGAAAUUCUAACGUUCAGCAUUUGUACUCUCUUCCUCUGUUUAAUUGUGUCGGUCAAAACCUGCGUCUCGCUGUGUAAAGGGGUUGAUCUUAUAUUUGGAAAUUGUAUUUUUGUAUGUGGAAUGUCCUCAUGAAAACCAGAGCUAGCCAGAGCUUGUACCUGACAGGCCUUUCCAGAAAUGAACUGAGGGGGGAACUAAGACAAAAUAAUAUAGCAUGUACAAAUUAUACAUAGUGAUGUUUUUAGUCUGUUGUCUUUUUGCAUUACAACCUAUUACAUCUGCUUCAUGUUAGGGAAAUUGUAUGGCUACAUCACCAUUAUACCCUAGCAGAACAGUAUUGAGACACCUUUCUGUUGAGCAGCCCAUUUGGCUGCUAUUGCUAUCACUGGGAGCCAUCGGAGCCCAGGUCUGGGGGUGGGGGGGUGUCUCAGUUGAAAGACUGGAAGUUCUUUGGAUGGAGCAUGCUCAUUGCUAGGGAGUGGGAAGUGCCUCCUUGCUAAAUAGCAGCUCACCUGGAGCAAUAAGCAGUACAUUCCAGAGGGUUCUCCAGUCCUGCUUGGAGACUGGGAACUAGGAACACAAAGGUGUAUAUGACUGUGAGGGACAAAACCUGAGUAGUCAUUAGCAAUGCAGAGGAACUUCUAGGUGAAAAACACUCUGGCCCCAUAUAUUCAUUCAGUUAACUUAAGUACACACUACACUUUAAGCACCAGCAUGGCCAGAGAGUGGUCAUGUCUCUCAGGAUAGAAGUUAACCUACCCUGAAAAUGUAAGGAUGAUAAACUUACAGUAUAAUCAAACACUUCAGAAAGUAUUGCAUGAAAUAGAUGGGACUCACUGAUCUAGUAACAUCUUCCUAUCUGAGUAAUCAAUUGCUUUCCCAGGGCUAUUGCAGAUAAACUGUCUAGUGUCAUUACCAAAUGACACUUGUUUUAAUUAUUGAAGGGAACAAAACAAAUUACUCACGUAUUUCUGUAACAAACUAUUGUAAAGCUUCUAUUAUAUGGUUCAUGGGUGUCCAAUAUGUUUCAAAAAGUCAUAAUGUGUUUUCAACCUUUAUUUAGUCUCUGUUAAUAAAAUAAUUGUGACAAGGA